Eremomyces bilateralis CBS 781.70 is the source of this 3603-nucleotide messenger RNA. Its product is annotated as DUF726-domain-containing protein. The record is from RefSeq and is a predicted model, not a curated record. Lineage: Eukaryota; Fungi; Ascomycota; Dothideomycetes; Eremomycetales; Eremomycetaceae. The transcript is spliced from 3 exons. Bases 1 to 3603 code for a protein of 1200 amino acids.
AUGUCAGAAUCACCAGUCCAUAAACAAGGGGAGGAUGGCACUUCCGCAAAGAGCUCCGCAGUCGGUCCUAGCGAUAAUAAGGAUUCUACUCCCGAAAGGUCGAUACCAUCUGGCGGUGCUAUAUCAGAGUCGAAGCCCGAGCUAGACGAGUUUGGCCUCCCUAUUCGACCCAAAAAACCAAAACCCUCCCCGCCAGAUUCCGACGAGGAGGAUGCCUUUGAGGAUGCUCCCGAAGCCCCCGGGCCGGACGAAGCUGGGAAGGGGCCUGAGACAUCUCUGGACAAGAUAGCUGAAUCUGCAGCUGUACAGCCACAGGACUCGGAGGAUAAGGGGAAGAACAAAGACAUGGCCGAACCGGCCGCACAACCAAUGAAAGAACCGGAAACCACGGAUGAGGGCAAGAAUAGCACCGCACAACCAAUGAAGCAGCCGGAAGCAAAGGAUGAGAUCAAGAAGAAUACUGCACAAUGCUCAAGCGAUGUGCCAGAAACCAGGCCAGAUGGUCCACACAAGCGUAAUCUAUCCGAGUCCAUCCAGAUCGAAGUCGACGCCGCUCGAGCCCGGAAUAACAGCAUCGCCAAAUCCACCCAUUCCAAAUCCAACAGCGGCCAAUUUGCGUCAGAAUGGUCAUACCAGCAAAUGGUCACUCAAAACCAGAAGCCGGUGAAGGAGGAGGAGGAGGAGAUGGAUUGGGCGGAGAUGCCAGCGUACGCUCCAUUCGACAUAUACGACGAUGAUAACAAGCUCAUUGCGCGGGAAAAGGAGGAUUUGGACGAGGACGACGACCCCUAUACUGGGUUGGGUGGCGCUGGUAGAGGAUACACACGUGUGCAGCUGGACGAGGACGCUCAAUCGGCCACUAGCAUGGAUGACAACACUGCAUACUUAUUCAAAGACCAAGGCAAAGGCACAGCUCUGAUGGAUGAAGAUGAAGAUGUGAGGGAUGCGAUGUCACAGCUUCAGGCGACCAAGGAGCUCUUGACGGAAGGGCAGAAGAUCGCGUAUGUCAGCCUGGUCCGGUUGGCGAUGGUAGACAUGAUCAAGGAAGUGGCAAGCCUGGAGAGAACGAGGAAUUCGAAGAAGGCGGUGGACAAAGCGCACGACUCGAUCACGAAAUGGAGCCAGAAGAUCAAGGUCCACCUCUAUACGCAUAUGGAGAUCACUGCCGAAGAACAACUUAUGAUCGAGCAAUUGGCGGAACACGGUGUCCAGCCGGGUGAUCUAAGUCCUACGUUGAUGCUCAAUGCGAGGGUUAAGAACCCGGUCGGUGAAAAUGUCUCUUCUUCAGCCCGGAACUCGGUGGCCUUGUCCCGUCCCGCUUCCUCGACUACACUAGCUAUAGAGGAUCAAAGAACUCCUUCAUUGGACAAGCUAGCACUUGAAAACGAUCCCCCUACCGUUGGCACAGGUGCCGCUUCUUCGGGCCGAAAUUCAACCGCUCUACCCCGUCCCGCCUCUCCGAGCAAGGAAGUCAUGGAGGUUCAAAGGACUCCUUCACCGGACAAGCUGGCACCAGAAAACACACCCCGACCCAGCGUUGGCUCAGAUCGGCCACCAUCCUACGAUCCGCCACCAUCCUAUGACGAGCAUGGCGAAACACUUGAAGAAGCUGUUCGAACUCCCUCACAACUCCCUCAGACCAAGGUCAUCGACAUCGACAUCCGGUGGACUGUCCUCUGUGACCUUUUCCUGGUUCUCAUCUCCGACUCAUCCUACGAUGCCCGCUCCCGACAGCUGCUUGAAAUCGUUGCGUCAUACUUAGACGUUCCAUGGCAGGACAUCUGUCGCUUCGAGAAGCGGGUUACCGAUGCCUUGGAAAUGCAGGAGCAGACCGACAAGGAGAACUGGAAUGAAGAAGACCACAUGUCGAAUAGAGAGAAACUCGCACGAAAACGACGGUAUGUCAUGAUGGGACUGGCGACCGUUGGUGGCGGUCUGGUUAUUGGACUAUCGGCCGGUCUCCUCGCCCCUGUCAUCGGCGCUGGACUUGCAGCGGGUUUCACUACGAUUGGCGUGGCGGGUACUAGUGGCUUCCUCGCCGGAGCGGGUGGUGCUGCCAUUGUUACGACUACUGGUAUCGUUACUGGGGGAAGCAUAGGGCUCAGAGCAUCAGAUAAACGAACGGGGGCAGUGGAGACGUUCGAGUACAGGCCUCUCCACAACAACAAACGAGUCAAUUUGAUCGUCACAGUCUCUGGGUGGAUGACUGGCAAAGUCGAUGACGUUCGUCUUCCAUUCAGUACCGUCGACCCGAUCAUGGGUGAUAUAUACUCAGUGUUGUGGGAGCCGAAGAUGCUGCAGAGUAUGGGAGAUACCAUCAACAUCUUAGCAACUGAGGCUCUCACUCAGGGCCUCCAACAAGUGUUGGGAGCAACCAUCCUCGUUGCUUUGAUGUCCGCAAUCCAACUGCCUAUCAUCCUAACGAAGCUGUCAUACCUAAUCGACAACCCUUGGACGAAUUCCCUCGCACGAGCCGAUGCGGCUGGACUCAUUUUUGCGGACUCGCUAAUCGAUCGAAACUUGGGUGCCCGGCCCAUUACUCUGGUUGGCUUCUCUCUCGGGUCCCGUCUGAUUUUCACUGCCCUCAAGGAGCUGGCCAAAAAGGGCGCUUUCGGACUCGUGCAGAACGUGUACCUCUUCGGAUCGCCCGUGGUCGCGAAGAAAGAUGAGUAUAUCAAGGCAAGGUCGGUCGUGACAGGGCGUUUCGUGAAUGGUUAUGUUGCAGGGGACUGGAUUCUGGGGUAUCUCUUCCGCGCGACGGGAGGCGGUAUUGCCCGAGUCGCAGGUUUAGCUCCUGUCGAGAUACCUGGAAUAGAAAACAUUGACGCCGGCCCGUUCGUCAAUGGCCACAUGGCCUACCGACAGGCCAUGCCUCGUCUAUUGCGAGAAGUGGGCUGGAGUGUCGAAAGCGAUGAAUUCACCGAAAUCGAAGACCCCGACCCCGAGAACCACUCAAAGCGCCAACGAGAGCUGAUCAAUGAAAUCGAGGAGGCUCGGAAAGAGCUCGAGAAGAAGCCGGAAAAGAAGCGGUUCGGGCUCUUCAAGUCAAAGAAAAUGGCGGAGAAGAAAGAGUGGGAAGUCUACGAUGAGAAGACGAAGCCGGGCGGCGAAGAGAGCAACAGUGGCAUUCUGUUCGAUGUCGACGCCAUCCGGAAGGAGGCUGCUGAAUUGGCGGUCCAGGGCAUGCAGGUCAAACAGCUAGAAUCCACGCUGCCGCCGAUGCAGUUAGAUAUAGCGGAUAUCACCCCUCGCGAGCUGGAGUCGACCUUGCCGCCGAUGAAGCUGGACUUACAUCCACCGCUCGACAGGACCCAGUCGACGCCCGCAGUCCUCCCCCAGGAUUCCAAGAAGAUGCCGGCAGAUGAUGGGCCAGAGAAGAGCGGUGCAGCGCCGCCUUUGGCGCGCAGUGUGACUCUGGAUCCGGCAUCGUCGAAUGCCGGGGCUGGUUCGGCGAGUCAGGAUCAUUCACCGUCGAAUUUGCAGGCUAAUGGUUCGCCUAACUCCCGGACGCUGCAGCCGCCUGUUCCUAUCGACCUCGGGCAUAAUGUGUGGGACAACGAUGAGUUUGGCGGCGAGCGAGAAGUCAAAAUGACUUUCGAGUAA